This is a messenger RNA of Cuscuta campestris, 326 nucleotides long. The record is from the annotation of a GenBank genome assembly. Lineage: Eukaryota; Viridiplantae; Streptophyta; Magnoliopsida; Solanales; Convolvulaceae.
GAGCUAUUUAUUCUUGAAAUGCAUUGCUAUCAUAUGACAAUUUACAUCAGUUUUCUUUUAUAUGUUCUUGCUCUGGUGUUAGGCAUGCCGUAAGGCACUAGAUCUGAGAUGGAGUAAGUUUCAAAGAAAUGCAAGUCUCCUGAAGCGUCAGCUGACUUGGCAGUUUAAUGGCCACCUAGGAAAGAAGGGGAUUAGUGCAAAAAUAUGAAUACAGAAUACGACAUUAUUCCAAAUGAAACCGAUCGAGAAAUUGAGGACUGAAAAGAUGCUUUACAAGAAAAUGUUGCAAGAGCAAAAGAUGAAUUCAAUAAUGUUGUCUGUCAGGU